This is a messenger RNA of Chanos chanos (milkfish), 1589 nucleotides long. RefSeq names its product NAD(P) dependent 3-beta-hydroxysteroid dehydrogenase NSDHL (gene nsdhl). The coding region runs from base 130 to 1185 and encodes 351 amino acids. The transcript has 8 exons. NCBI's taxonomy places the organism in Eukaryota, Metazoa, Chordata, Actinopteri, Gonorynchiformes, Chanidae. The record is from RefSeq and is a predicted model, not a curated record. Gene Ontology annotation, biological process: steroid biosynthetic process. Gene Ontology annotation, molecular function: oxidoreductase activity, acting on the CH-OH group of donors, NAD or NADP as acceptor.
CACGACCAAUGAAAGAGUUCUCCGCUCUCAGCUGAUAUGGUUUGAGUUAGGUUAUUUGUUUGCAAGCUCUCCAUGUGUAGGUGAAUACUUCAGGAUUUGGCUUCCAUUUGAAGGUGUCAGUAUCAAGACAUGGCCACGCGUCUACGACCGAGCAGUAAACGGUGUGCAGUAAUUGGGGGUUCCGGAUUUCUUGGUAGACACCUUGUGGAGCGGCUGGUUGACAAAGGAUACACAGUGACGGUGUUUGACAUCCGACAGAGUUAUACAAUUCCAGGGGUCACAUUUCACCAAGGGGACUUGUGUGACAAACAGGCCUUACUCAAGGCAUUGCAGGACGUGUUGUUGGUGUUUCAUUGUGCCUCUCCAGCCCCUGGCAGUGAUGACCGCGCUCUUUUCCACAGAGUGAACAUUGAUGGGACCCGGACAGUGAUAGAGGCCUGUCAGGAAGCAGGUGUGCAGAGACUAGUCCUGACCAGCAGUGCCAGUGUUGUCUUUGAAGGAACUGACAUUAAGAAUGGGAAAGAAGAUCUGCCUUAUGCCAAAAAACCUAUUGAUUACUACACAGAGACCAAGAUCCAACAGGAGAAGCUUGUUUUGAAUGCCUGCAGUAAGGAGAGGGGCUUCCUGACCGUGGCCAUCCGACCUCAUGGCAUCUUCGGGCCGCGUGACCCCCAGUUAGUGCCCAUCCUUGUCGACACAGCCCGACGUGGGAAGAUGAAGUUCAUCAUUGGAGAUGGGUCUAACCUCGUGGACUUCACUUUCGUGGAGAAUGUUGUUCAUGGACACAUUCUGGCGGCCGAAUGCCUGAAAGCGGAGUCGCCUCUGUGUGGUCAGGCUUACCAUAUCACGAAUGAUGAACCAGUGCGCUUUUGGGACUUCAUGUCCCAGGUACUGGUGGGACUGGGCUACGACGCUCCUCGUUACCACCUCCCCUAUUGGCUGGUGUAUGGGAUCGCUGUCCUGCUGUGGUUUCUGACGUUACUGUUACGCCCGCUGGUGGCGAUCAAACCCACCUUCACUCCCAUGCGUGUGGCUUUGGCUGGCACUCACCACUACUACAGCUGUGCCCGUGCUAAACGGGAUAUGGGUUACCAGCCUGUGGUGAGUUUAAAGGAGGCCAUCACCCGCACUGUGGAAAGCUAUCCUCAUCUUCGCCGGGAUGUGCUCAAAGGUGCCAAGUCUUGACCCGUCUGCACCUCUGACCUGGUCCGCCUGCGCAGGUGUUUAGUGUUUCUCCUCAAAUGUGAAAUACGAGCUUUUUGACAGAUGGUGUGUGAGGAGUGUAAUUUUUAUGUCUGAACAGAGAAUUUUUCUUCCUUGUCUUGACUCGGUGCGAAGCUGCUCUCACGUAAUCUGCAACAAAUGGUUAUCUCUCAAAAUAAACAUAGCGUUUUAACCCAUUUGAAAGAUUACAAGACAUUUGACCUUGCUGAAUAUUUCAGAUGGUUUCCAAAGUAUGGUGCAAAAAAAUAUUUUGUAAAUGAUCAGAGCUACAAAUGUUUAUAGCACUUUUUUUGUAAGCGUAUAUUUCACAAGUGUUGUUUUUCCCCACACUACCCAUAUUAAAGAGUCAUUGGGUCAACCCUCAA